AUGUCUCUAGAUAUCAACAAGGACAAUCUUGCGAGUUUUCGACCCGUCAAGACUUUUAAGCCCGGCGAUAAUGAGCUGGCGCCCGUGACAUCAUUAAAUUUUGAUGACCAUGGUCGAUACCUGUUGACAGCAUCUGCUAACGAUAAUAUGCAUCUCUAUGACGCUAUGAACUGCAGAUUUCUAAACACCGUGGCGUCCAAGAAAUAUGGCUGUCACUCUGCAAAAUUCACACACUCUCAAAACGAAUGUGUGUACUCGUCCACUAUGAAGAGUUUCGAUAUCAGGCACCUGAAUCUAGAAACAAAUCAAUAUCUGCGGUACUUCACGGGACAUGGUGCGCUGGUUAGCGAUUUGGAAAUGAGUCCGCUCAAUGAUACUUUUAUUUCUGCGUCUUACGAUGAAUCGGUACGGCUGUGGGAUUUACGCACGUCUAAAGCGCAAGCCAUAGUACCGAGCCUGGUACCGAAUUGCAUUGCAUACGACCCAAGCGGCUUGGUAUUUGCGCUAGGUAAUCCAGAAAACUAUGAAAUCGGUCUGUAUAAUCUCAGAGAACUCAAAAAUGGCCCUUUUCUCGUUAUUAAAGUCAAUCCUACCUUCCACCAGUGGAACAAGCUUGAGUUUUCCAAUGAUGGUAAAUACAUCCUUCUGGCAUCGUCUGCUGGAAAGCAAAUUAUUUUGGACGCGUUUGAUGGGUCGCAACUCUUCGAACUGUCUGGAACUAAACCUUUCCCUCUGCGAGAGUUUAUGGACGCCGGAUCCGCGUGCUUCACACCAGACGGCUCGUUCACACUGGGCACCGACUACGCUGGUAAAAUCGCUAUAUAUAACCACUCCGAAUCUGUCAGCGGCAAGACCCUCAAACCGUGCGCAUCUAUUACUGCCGCUCCGGACUCUUGUCCCAGAACCAUUGCAUUCAAUCCAAAAUACAGCAUGUUUGUCACUGCCGAUGAAAGUGUUGAUCUAUAUGUUUUUGAUGAACUGAUAUAG
Molecule: messenger RNA, 987 nt
Organism: Lachancea lanzarotensis
Lineage: Eukaryota; Fungi; Ascomycota; Saccharomycetes; Saccharomycetales; Saccharomycetaceae
Gene: SWD2
Product: LALA0S04e10000g1_1
Exons: 1
Coding region: 1-987 (328 amino acids)
Cellular component (GO): Set1C/COMPASS complex
Molecular function (GO): chromatin binding; protein binding
Source: RefSeq, a predicted model, not a curated record